This is a messenger RNA of Prorocentrum cordatum, 4787 nucleotides long. The record is from the annotation of a GenBank genome assembly. NCBI's taxonomy places the organism in Eukaryota, Dinophyceae, Prorocentrales, Prorocentraceae.
AAGCUGGAGAGGCGUGCUCCGCCUCGGCCACGCCCAGCGCGCGGGUCGCGGCCGGGCGAGCCAUGCCUCCGAAGGGGGUGAAGAAGCAUAUCAAGAAGGCCCAGCGCGUCGAGAGUGGCGACGGGGGCUCUGGGCUGCGCCGCUCCAAGACCGUGGAGCAGAUCUACCAGAAGAAGACUCCCGUGGAGCACGUCCUCCUACGCCCGGACACCUACGUGGGUUCCGUGGAAAAGCAGGACGACAGCCUGUGGAUCUGGGACAGCAAGAAGGGGGAGAUGGACUUCCGCAGCGUCACCUACGUGCCGGCCCUCUACAAGAUUUUCGACGAGAUAUUGGCGAAUUCUGAGGGCAACCUGCAGCGCGACAAGACCAUGAACUACAUCAAGGUUGAGGUCGAUACGAAGCAGAAGCGCAUCAAGGUCACCAACAAUGGCAAGGGGCUGCCCAUAGCGAUUCACAAGAAGCACAAGGUGUACGUGCCUGAGCUUGUCUUCGGGCGCCUGCUCACUUGCGACAACUACGACGGCUACAGGACUGGGACAAGGGCUGGGACAAGGGUCAGUGAUCCUGCAGGACUGUCGGAUAAUUCGUUGGAAAUGGCGACUUCAGAGGUGCUGGAGGCGGGCUCUGGGUACAUGGUCGACAACACCGACACAGGCACCGACGCCAGCCCAGACACCAACAUCAUCGACGCCAGUAUCGCCGACGCCGGCAGCGACGCCAGCAUCACCAACGCAGGAAUGCCGCCCUUCGUGAAGACGCUGAAGGGGAACACCCAGCUGGAGGAGGACCAGGACUGGUCGCUGAUAGCGGUCCACGAGGCGUUGGCGGCGGACUCCGCGCAACGGCCGGGGGACUCCUCCAUAUUUGAAGCGGGUUCCGGAGCGGUGAAGGGGUGCAACCACCAGCCCACCGAGACCUGGAAGGGCGCCCCGCAGGACUACCAACACAUCAGCAUCGACACCAGCAUCGCAGGCUACCACGACAAACGCAACGCCCAGAAAAACCACGACGCCCACGACCACGGCAACCACGGCACCUUCGACAACCUCGACAGCCCGGACGCUCACGACGAGCAAGACGACCACGACCACGACAACGAUGACAAGGACAUCCACGACGACCACAACCCACAAAGUCCACACCAACAGCAUGUCGAGGAGCAGCACGGCGAGGAUCAGCAGCCGAGGAUGGGCUGGCAUCCCCCAGAGCGGCAGCGACAGCAGCCGCCUCCGGCGCAAGCCGCCAGCACCCACGGCUGCAUUGACGACGGUUCCACCGCCAUGCGACUGCAUCGACACCUGCACGUGGCACCAACGCCAGCACCCGUCCACGAGCGCAACGGCGACGCCACCCUUCACGACGGCACCCCUCAGACCAACGCCGCCGUCCUGCCCCACGACGCUCUCCACGCCGCUGCUGUUGCCGACAUUGGGCUCGACUUGCUGUGCUGUGUUGCUUGGACUGGGGGCCCCAUCGAAAACCGCAACACGGUCCAAGAGAACGUCCAGGACAUCCCCCACGACACCCAUGACGACCAAGAAGACGCGGACGACAACAUCGACGUCCACCACGACUCCCACGAGGACCUGGACAUCCACCACAGCAUGCACCACGACAUCCACGUCGACCAGGAGGAUACAAGCGACCACAACAUCCACCACAACAUCCACGAUGACCAGGGGCAGGCCUGUGGAAACCAGCAGCAGCAGUACCUCAAGCCGCACGACGGCGAGCAACAGCUCGAGGAACAGCACGGCGACAGCCGGCGCGCCGAGCUGCUCCGCAUCCACUCCAACACGGACGCUCCCACCUCCAACUUCUGCCAGCGGCAAUUGCCUGGGCCGAGCCCGGGACUAUUGCCGAGAACUUCGGCCACAACCCACAGCCGCGGAAGCGCGCAGCUCUUCGUGAAGACGCUCACGGGGAAGACGAUCACAAUCGACGUGGUGACCGCUGAUACGAUCCGCAGAGUGAAGGAGACGGUCCAGGACAAGGAGGACACCCCUCCGGCUCAGCAACGCCUGAUCUUUGCGGGAAAGCAAUUGGACGACAGCCAAACGCUCUCGGACGACAACGUCCAGACCCCGUCGGGGAGGCGGGCGGCCAUAAGCGUCGCGGGCAGCGUAUGCGACAUCCAGAAGCACACCACCUUGCACUUGGUACUGCACCUGAUGGGGGGAGGCCCGGCCAGCUUACUUACGGCGCUGCACUCCUGCCAGCACAGCGCGUGCCCGCUCUUCGGCGCCGCGGCUCCAGGAUGCACUUCUCCAGCAGAGGUCCUGGACAUUUGGGGCCACGAGCUCAUGGAGGAACGCUCCGGCCCGGCAAUCAUCGUGGACUUCUACGGUACGGAGGAGUUGAGCGUCCAUGGCAUGCUCAGGAAUCUGGCGCUCCCUGGCUUGAUUCGUUGGGAUGGCCCGCGGCGCAGUCUUGGCAGCAAGGGCCCGGUACAGCGACUCUACUUCGCUGGGUUCUUUGACGAGCGCUACGUCACGGACCUGGACAUACGACUAUAUGUGGACCACUUGAGGAACCAGGACCCAUUAAGCAAGGCACUCAUCGGGCGACGUGCGCUGUACACAGACCGCACGGCCGUGGUGGUCGACAUGGGGUCGCCGACGUCACUUGUGGCCAUGAGCGACUGGGUGGACGAGGUGGUGCUCGUCUCGGCACGUCGGGCAUUGCUCGCGACAACGCGGUCGGCGGAACACUGGGCCCAGGAGCUCAGCGACCAGAACACGGUCACCCCGCAGAACACACGCCUCAUUACGGUCCAGUGCGGCACGAUUGACGACCUGAAUCAGCUUUACAAUUUCGUGCACAAUACCAGCAUGGAGAUCGACGGCAUGCCGUGCUUGGUCGAAGUCGAGAAUCUGCAUCACGACGCCCCUCCAGCACCCCCCAACCCAACCUACACUGCCGCUCCAUCCCCGGAGCCCCCCCUCGAGGUGGCCAUGGACGGAGGCUACCGAGGCGCUUAUUGGAACUCCCAGGCCCACUUCGCAACCGACCCCAACGCUCAGCAGGACAAGCAGCGACAUGCAUGGAACCUGUUACAAAAACACGACUUCAUUGGAUUGGGUGAAACUCACAGCGCACUGGGCCAUGUGACGGCAGCCGCGCUACCACCACAUACUCGUGCCUUCUGGUCGCGCCAUCACACUCGACGGACUGCGGGUAUUGGCUUCUUCCUGACGGACUACUUCCUCCGCUCGUUCAACCCGGUGCGGCACGAGGACUGGGCUGAAAUUUCUCGAGGCCGCCUGGCGACCUUAUCGUUGCGGGGACCCAACGGUGCGCUGGACAUCGUCGUGGCGUACUUCCCCGCCGGUCACGACGAAGCAGAGGCUCGACGACAGCGCAUCCAGGACCUCGCGAACCAGAUCGCCGACGCGGACUCGACGCUCACACUCCUCAUGGGAGAUUGGAACUUCGUGACGGAGGCGGAGGACCGCUGGCGCAAGCAAUCGGGGCAAUGGACUGGCGCCGCUGACCACAGAGUGGCGGGAGAUUGGGAUAGCCACCUGGCAUGCCGGCACGGCUUCCACGAGCUGCGCCAACCACUUCUUACAUGCGAGUCCGGACGUGCCCUUUCACGCAUCGACCGCGUCUACUCCAACCACCAUUGUUCCGACCAGCUGGACCGACAUUACUCCGCAACCGCUCUCCCGCACACGCUUAGGAUAUUGAAGCAGUGCAUGACACGAGUAGCUACGAAGAUGCACCAGGAAGGACUCGACGCCCCCUCCGACGACCCGCAGGAAUACCUGCGCGACAUGCUGCGCCAUCUGGAUCUACCGGCGUCGGCCCGGAGCUUUGUGAAGCACUUGUACGACAAUAGCAGGUGCCAGAUUGUGAGUCAAGGAGAAACACUGCCAGGAUUUCCCUUGACAGUAGGCGUCCGGCAGGGAUGUCCCUUGCCCCCUCUACUGUACGCCAUCUGCGCGGAGCGGUUGUUGGGCAAGAUUCAAGCGAUUUGCCCAGGCAUCCUGGUUCAUGCGUAUGCGGAUGACACCGCCGUUGUUUCGACAAACCUCUGGGAGGACGCGCCCCGACUGGCGACCCUGUUCGACGAGUUCGCAGCAAUAUCUGGACUACGACUCAAUUUGCAGAAGACGGUCGUUAUACCACUAUUCGCGUCCCCGCUACCGACGGUGCGGUCGCGCCUCGACGCGCUGAUCCCGGGUUGGUCUACCACCCAACGGGCGCUUGCAGGGAAAUACUUGAGCUUCUAUGUGGGACCGGACAGCCGGGACUUGCUCUGGAAGGACCCAGAGGCGAAAUUUCGGCAGCGUGCCUCGCUGUGGGCGAACCACCCGCUUGGACUGCACUGCUCAGCACUAGCUUACAACACGUUUGCGAUAUCGGUAUUGGGCUUCGUGGCGCAACUCAGCGAGCCGACGGGGGACGCCUUCAACGGAAUUCGGGAACUCCAGGGGACCUUUGGUGGCUUCAGCAUUCCUACCAUUUCCCCAGCGCUUUCCGACGUCUUCGAUUUGCCGCUCAAGCAGCACAAUUACGAAUCACUACUGGAGACUUCCGACCGCUUGCAAGAGCGAGCCAUUUGGGAUCGAUGGUUUCAGCACUCCUACCACCUCCGAUUGGACAACAACUUUUCGGACAUGACGGCAACUUUGGGGACGCCCGACGAGUUGCACCGCUCCGUGGCACCGACGCGCCCCGCCCCCUACGCCGAGAAGGAUUGGAGCCACAUUCGCGCCCGUUUCCAAGCCACCGUGUCUGCUCGAUUAUUGCAGGCGCACGCGCCGCCGGCCGAGUUUCGC